AUAGAGGUUGUUCCUUCUGCCUCUGCUCUGAUUAUCAAAGCUCUGAAGGAGCCUCCACGUGACAGGAAGAAGCAGAAGAACAUCAAACACAGCGGCAGCGUCAGCUUCGAUGAGAUCGUGAACAUUGCGCGGCAGAUGCGGCACAGAUCCCUGGCCCGAGAGCUGUCGGGGACAAUCAAGGAGAUUCUUGGAACUGCCCAGUCUGUGGGCUGCAGCAUUGAUGGCAGACACCCCCAUGACAUCAUCGAUGACAUCAACAACGGUGCAAUUGAGUGCCCAGCUAGUUGUAAAGGGCCCAGUGUCAUGUCUCUUGGGUCUCCUGAUUCCUUGAAUGAUGAUACUGGGGGAGUGGG
This is a messenger RNA of Antrostomus carolinensis (chuck-will's-widow), 353 nucleotides long. It is a transcript of the gene RPL12, whose product is annotated as ribosomal protein L12. The record is from RefSeq and is a predicted model, not a curated record. Lineage: Eukaryota; Metazoa; Chordata; Aves; Caprimulgiformes; Caprimulgidae. Gene Ontology annotation, molecular function: structural constituent of ribosome; large ribosomal subunit rRNA binding. Gene Ontology annotation, cellular component: ribosome; cytosolic large ribosomal subunit. The transcript has 4 exons. Gene Ontology annotation, biological process: translation. The annotation marks the transcript as partial.